CCGAUACGCCUAGCGACGACGACAACGACAACCAGCCCUUCAGCGGAAUCGCCAGUUCCAUAAUUCAAGAUGACGAAGGGUACCUCCAGCUUUGGCAAGCGCCACAACAAGACUCACACUCUCUGCAGGCGUUGUGGCCGCCGCUCUUUCCACGUCCAGAAGUCGACAUGUGCCAACUGCGGUUACCCCUCCGCUAAGGUUCGCAAGUUCAACUGGAGCGAGAAGGCCAAGCGCCGCAAGACCACCGGUACCGGCCGCAUGAGGCACCUCAAGGAGGUUCACCGUCGCUUCAAGAACGGCUUCCAGACCGGCACCCCCAAGGGCGCUCGUGGCCCCGAGAGCCAGUAAAUCAAUCCCGACGUCGCGUUUUCGUUCUCGGAGGCUGGAGAGGGCUGGUAUGAUAAGGCCUGGCAUUUGAAGUAGCCGAGUUUCAAUGCAAGGCGAAAAAAGACGCUUUCCCCUGGAGUUGGUGUUGGGAUGGUCUUUCCUUUUGCCGUCAUAGCAUGUUUAUCCUAGAAUAACGACGACAAAUGAAAGACGGAAAAUUUCUUGGGGUCUUCGAAAGGGAGUAUCAAAAGGGAAAGCAUGCAUGAAUUUCCUUUCUUGUUUAUGGCUGGCGAAUAUCCCAUGUCCGGGCAGAUACAAUAUUGAGAUAAUCUCCAAUGUGAUCUGUCUACCCGCGUUCAAGCACUUCCCGCAGCGUAAGAG
This is a messenger RNA of Aspergillus caelatus, 708 nucleotides long. Its product is annotated as 60S ribosomal protein eL37. The record is from RefSeq and is a predicted model, not a curated record. Lineage: Eukaryota; Fungi; Ascomycota; Eurotiomycetes; Eurotiales; Aspergillaceae. Gene Ontology annotation, molecular function: RNA binding; structural constituent of ribosome. Gene Ontology annotation, biological process: translation. Bases 70 to 348 code for a protein of 92 amino acids. The transcript is spliced from 5 exons. Gene Ontology annotation, cellular component: ribosome; cytosolic large ribosomal subunit.